CUAAACGUCACUCAUUAAACCAUAUUAAAAGACAGCAGGAGACACAAAAGAUUUGAAUAACCUCUAAAAGUGCCUUUUCUUUUUUAUUUGAGUUCUAGAGAGUAAUAAAUUUGAAUAGAUCAUUUGAAAAAAUGGAUUACGAUGAAAAGAACUCGGAUGAGUUAGAGGCAGAACUCUAUUCUCGCAUUCACCACGACAAACCUGAGACCAUUGAUACGGUUGCUGUGGCGCCGCCACCCGUGUACAAUCGAACAGUUACCAGACACAGCGUUGUAAACAACAACAACAAAAUGAAUAAGAAAGCAGCGUCAACGAAAAAUCGUAAAAAAGCCAUUGAAAGAUGUAAUCCAAACCCAUUUGCUUUUGCUUCGGCAGUGAAUAACCACAUACCAAAACGUUUCACUCCUUACACGUCUUAUUUAUCACAAGUUGAUUCACAGCCAAUAGAUUUACCUAACGUUCAAUUGAACGAUAAUUUACCAGAAACCGUUCAACAGCCCGAUGAACGUCGACCGAAUCCGUUCAAUAAAGGCUUUAAUCGAGCCGAAGAGAAAAUUAAACGCUUCCAGCAAAUGGAAGCGAAGAAAGCCCAUGCCAACAAGGUUCGUGAGGAGAUACGACUCAGAAAAGAAGACACAGUGAACGUAAAGCAGGAAGUUGAGAUCAUUGAAACAAUAGCGAAACCUAUAUCUGUACCGGAGUCCGAUUCAGAUGAUGAAGUCUACAUUUAUCCACCGGAAGAGCCAACCGUCAUUAGCAGUGAGGACGAAGAUGAAACAAAUGCUCCGGUGGAAAAGGAACCAGAUCCGAUCGACAAUUUGCAGGACGAUUGCGAUGCCAUCAACGUUGAUUAUGAUAAACGUCUCAGUCGCCAUGACGAUCCGUUCGGUGGCAUUGACGUCGCCCAUUUGAAUACAAUCAUAUCAGCGAACCCGUCGAAGAAUCUGCCGCCAGUCAACGAAACAGCAGAUCAUUUUGCCAAACCACAGCGAGCCAAUCGAAAUUCGUUGAAACGGUCGUACGAUGUGUCAGAAACGGAUUUCGCUGCUACUGAUGUAUAUGAAUCGGAAAGUUCAGAUCUGCCAGAAAGUAAUGCACCGAAGGGUCGAAAAGUGGCCACCGUCUUAUCAGAAUCGGAGGGCAGUGACAUAGACACGUCAAAGCGGUCGAAACGUAUGCGCAAACGUCGAAAGUCCGGAAGUAAUCGAGGUUCCGACUGCAUUAGCUCGGAUGAUAGUGACGAUGAUGGCGAAGCGUAUUUAGAGCCCGAGAAGACUACUCGACCGUAUUACUUACAUCGUGGCGAGGGAGUUUUCAAUGCAGUGACCAAGUACUCGAAACGUGUCACCAGUCGCCGAAAUGACCAGAAUCGAGAUGGUAACUUGGAAGCGGUUGAAUCAAGUGAAGAUUCGGAAACAAACGGGGUUGAAGAAGAACAAGAAAAUGUAAAUUGGGUUGUUACCGAUACGGUUGGUGAAACCGAUGACAUUGAAUUGAACAAUUUCGAAAAUUUAUUGGAGAUCGAUAAGAGUAUCGAUGAAAAUUGUGCCAAUGUAAAUGGUGAAGAAAAUGAAUCAAACGUUGAUAAAGAUGACAAUAAUGGUGUUCGUAGUGAACGUUUGGUAAUUCACCCGGAAAUGGGUUGGAAUAACGAAAUGAAGGCUUUUUAUAACGAUUCAUGGGGCGGCGAAACUCACAAUGUUAUGGCCAUACGGAAACAAAUGCCAAGAGACUCCCUCGAAUGGCGCAUUGACCCGAAGGACCUUCGAUCCAACUACAAUGUGUUGAAAACGGUAAAAUGUCACAACUGUCGGGAAAACGGCCAUCGAAUGGCGUUCUGUCCGCAACCGAAAAAGGAGAUCAUUUGUUAUACGUGUGGAGUUGUUGGUCACCGAGAAGUUAGAUGCCCCAAUACCAUUUGCUUGAGAUGCGGAGAGAAGACGAGCUCAUUUCGUCGCGGCUGCGAACGUUGUUUCCGUAUGUCACAUAUGACCUGCAAAAAAUGUCGCCGUCGUGGCCACUUCCAACAAAAUUGUCCGGAUAAUUGGAGAGCUUACCAUAACACGACUGAUCCUACCGCAACACCAGUAUGUGUUCCAACAAUUCAACCAAAAAGAUUUUGCUCUGUUUGCGCUGGCUACGGUCAUCGAGCUGAGCAAUGCUACGAUUUCCAAUUAUUUAUGCAAGAUGACGUCAUAUCUUCCGACGUAAGACAAUACGAAAAGGUGUACGACGAUCCGCCCAUCGACAACAGUAUGUCAACGCCGUAUUCAAUGUUCGAGAAUCCACGCGAAAAUUUCAGAUUCGUUUGGAACGUAAAUGAGGCCAAGGAUCGAGUUUACGGCCGUUUUCUGGAAGCUACGAAAUUCCAACGGGACGCUGGAACGGCUGACACAAAAAGACGUCAAAAGGCUAAGAUACCAAAGUUGGACGAGAAAUUCGUGUUGAAUCCAAUGAACGCAGAGAAUAUCCGUGAAAAGCCGAAAAAACAAUUCGCCAAGAAUUUCUAUGAAGAAACGCUAGCAAAGAACGAUGCCGAACCCGAUGUAACCGACAGUUCGAAAAGUGUUCCCAUCCCGAGUGUCACAGAAGAUAUUUCAACAGAAAUCGUUAACGGAACAUUGCCUGAGAGUGAAAAUGUUGAUCGUGAUGUGGUGAUGAAGGAAACCAUCGAACUAGAUUCUGCGGUUGUUAAUGGUGAAAAUCCGGACGAAACACUAAAUCUCGAACCCGGUGCAGACGAUAAACUGAUGCAAGAAGCAAUCGAGGUGGAUCAUCUACGCGGAUCGGUCAACUUCAGUUUUAGUAAGGAAAUGGAUGACCUAGAAAGGUCUAGGGCUCUAUUCAACCUGAGCUUCAUCGGAUCCAGCGACCAUGAGCCACAAGAAAUUACUCCGAGUCCUACGACCCCCACCAAAGCGCAUGCCAAAAAGAUGCGAAAGGCGCAGGAAAUUGAACAGUUGACCGAAAUGGAAAUUUCUUUAAACAAGCUUCGGGACGACAUCAUCUUGAAUGUUACAGACGCUAGCGAUCAGUCCACCCAUUUUGUUCAUGACUCUGACUCCAAUUAUAGUUUCGGGGAAUAUUUUAACGAAUCCAAGUCAAAAGAGAAAGAACAAGACCGACAUGAUGCUAUUGAGUCACCAGACUACAUUCCCUUGCCACCGCACAUUGACUCAUCUGACUUAGUAGCUGCUUCCGAUGCAGCUAUAUCGUCAGCACCAGACGCGCCGUCAAACUCUGCAAAAAUAUUUCUCACGAAGCAGCAUGCACGAUUAUUGCUGUCAACCGAUGCGGGCAACAAAUUGCUCAGUGAUGCGUCUAUUACACAUCAAGUGAAAGUACGAAUGGAUUGGGAGAAUCUUGGAAACGUUCUGGUGGUCGUUGGUGCGACGUCCAAUCAAAAUAAAUUCCACGCCGAUUUGAUUCGAUUCUUGGUGGAAAUGUGCAAGAAGAUGCGCAUCAAAAAUGAGACAUUUCAACAGAUUCCGAAAAGUAAAAUGGCCCUGAUUCGAUUCAUCCGCGAACAAUUUGCUUUGCUGGAGCAACCAUUGGGCAACGUUAGCGAACUGUACAGAAAUAUGAAGAGAAACGAGAAUUUGAAGAGUAAAAAUGGCACGAAAAAUGCAGACCGUGCACGAAAGAACCUGAAUAUAAUUUUGAUGGGUCGAGCUGGUCUUAGAGACGGACGGUUACAUUUGGCUGGGCUGGAGAGCAAUCUGAAAUUCUUGUUGAAUAACAACAAGGAUAUGAUGACCAGACAUACCAGGGAAGAAAUCUACCAACAUUAUCGGUACGUUUUUUCAUCGUUCGAACAUGACGACUACCCGGACCUAAUAUCAGAAUAUGAGGAAAUGAAACGAUCGAAGACCUUUCCCCCACUGAAUAUUGACAAGAAUUUGUUGGAAAUCAAAAUUUCCGUGAAAGAUGAUGCAAACGUCGACUUAAACCGGGCUAAGCAAAAACUUAUGCGGACAAACAAUGACACCGAAUCCCAGAACGAAAAUCAAGAAUCGGUCGAUGAUGGGCCAGCAACAGUUGAUGCGAUUUCAGUGUCGGAACCGAAAACAUCAACUCCAAAAACUGUCAAAAGGGAACCCCGAACUCCGAAGCAACACGGAAAAUCGCAGAAACAGGACCAAAGAACGCCGAAACAAGAGUCGAAGGCACACAACGUACAAACAGAAGCUGUCGAAUCGGAUGGGCGGGGUGAAAAUUCAUCGAACCUGAAUGAAAACGCUGUUUGGUCAUUGAAAUGCAAGGACAUCGUCGAACAAUGUCGUCAGAAGCACUUUAAAUCGAGUAGGGUUGUGGACAAAUUGAACACGAUUUUGGAGAAAGCUUCUCGCAAUGAGCUCAGUUAUGCGGACUAUAAAAAUUUGGAAAGAAUAGUGAACGCCAUGAACAGCACUAUUAACUGAUUAAAUAAAAGAUUCGAAAUUACUAUAAAGC
Messenger RNA from Bradysia coprophila, 4452 nucleotides. RefSeq lists its product as uncharacterized. NCBI's taxonomy places the organism in Eukaryota, Metazoa, Arthropoda, Insecta, Diptera, Sciaridae. Gene Ontology annotation, cellular component: TRAMP complex. Gene Ontology annotation, biological process: nuclear polyadenylation-dependent snoRNA catabolic process; nuclear mRNA surveillance of mRNA 3'-end processing; nuclear polyadenylation-dependent rRNA catabolic process. The record is from RefSeq and is a predicted model, not a curated record. Gene Ontology annotation, molecular function: RNA binding; zinc ion binding.